CCGAGAGCUAGAGCCGAGGCAGCGCCAUGAGCCAGAAAUGCGACGUGCUCGUGGUCGGGGCCGGCAUCUCAGGUCUGUCGGCAGCCAAAUUGCUGACUGAGUCAGGGAUGAGUGUUGUGGUGUUGGAAGCCCGUGACAGAGUUGGAGGAAGAACUUUCACUGCAAGGAAUAAGCAAGUCCAGUAUGUGGACCUUGGAGGAGCAUAUGUGGGGCCGACACAAAAUCGCAUCCUGCGGUUGUCUAAGGAGCUAGGAAUAGAGACGUAUAAAGUGAAUGAAGUAGAACAUCUUAUUCACCAUGUCAAGGGUAAAAGUUAUCCCUUUAAGGGUGCAUUUCCUACUAUGUGGAACCCUUUUGUCAUCUUAGAUUUCAACAAUCUAUGGAGGACGAUGGAUGAAAUGGGAAAGGAGAUUCCUAAUGAAGCCCCAUGGAAGGCACCACAUGCAGAAGAAUGGGACAAAAUGUCUAUGCAAGAUUUCAUCGACAAAGUUUGUUGGACAAAUGCUAGUAAGAGGUUUGCAACACUGUUUGUGAAUGUGGAUGUCACCUCUGAGCCUCACGAGGUCUCUGCUCUCUGGUUCCUGUGGUACGUGAAGCAGUGCGGGGGGACAGGCAGGAUAUUCUCCACCACCAACGGUGGGCAGGAGAGGAAGUUUGUUGGAGGUUCUGGUCAGAUUAGUGAGAAGUUAAUGGAACUCUUGGGAGGCCGAGUGAAGCUAGAGAAACCUGUAGUCCGCAUUGAUCAAUCAGGUGAAAAUGUCAUUGUGGAGACCUUAGACCAUGAAUCAUAUGAGGCCAAGUAUGUUGUUAGUGCCAUUCCCCCAGUUCUUAAUUUGAAGAUUCAUUUCAACCCACCAUUACCACCAAUGAGAAACCAGCUGAUCAGCCGGGUUCCCAUGGGCUCAGUCAUCAAGUGCAUGGUAUACUACAAAGAACCUUUCUGGAGGAAAAAGGACUACUGUGGUACCAUGCUCAUUGAAGAUGAGGAAGCUGUCAUUGGAAUGACACUUGAUGAUACCAAACCCAGUUGCAGUGUUCCUGCCAUAAUGGGUUUUAUUCUCGCUCGGAAGUGUAGAAGACUGACACAUCUCACAAAGGAAGAAAGGAAGAAGAGGAUCUGCGAGCUCUAUGCGAAGGUUUUGGGAUCAGAGGAAGCCUUACAUCCAGUGCAUUAUGAAGAGAAGAACUGGUGUGAGGAGCAGUAUUCUGGCGGGUGCUACACAGCUUACUUCCCACCAGGGAUAAUGACACAGUUCGGAAGGAUCAUUCGCCAGCCAGUGGGUAGGAUCUACUUUGCUGGCACAGAGACAGCUACAGAAUGGAGUGGGUACAUGGAGGGGGCUGUGCAGGCUGGAGAGAGAGCAGCUAGAGAGAUACUGUGUUCUAUGGGGAAAAUCUCAGAAGGUGAAAUUUGGAAGUCAGAACCAGAAUCAGUUGAUGUCCCAGCCCAGCCAAUCACUACUACCUUUUGGGAGAGGAACUUGCCGUCUGUACCAGGACUGCUAAGGCUGGUUGGAUUUUCCACUUUCUUCACUUCAGUGGCUGCUGUUGGGCUGUUUGCCUACAAAAAGGGGCUGCUAGUUCGAAACUGAGAAAGGUGCCAGCACAAAGCUGCAUACUUGUUGUGUUCUUUUUCCAAAGUUUGUUUUGACGUGCACUUACCUGUCUUCAAAAGCAGAUCAGGACUGGUAACGGGGGUGGGGGAAAGUAGAGAUGCACCUUUAGAGUGAGGAUGAGUGGAGGGGUUCGGAUAAGGUAAGGACCCCCUGAAUAUUGACCUAUUUUUAGCACCAGUUCAGAUAAGGUAAGGACCCCCUGAAUGUUGACCUACUUUAAGCACCAUUAUUUGAGGUUCUGAGACAAUGGUGGGCAACCUGCAGCCCGUAGGCCUCAUGCGGCCGAUCAGGGUAAUCCGCUAGUGGACCGCCAGA
Molecule: messenger RNA, 1931 nt
Organism: Gopherus flavomarginatus (Mexican gopher tortoise)
Lineage: Eukaryota; Metazoa; Chordata; Testudines; Testudinidae
Gene: MAOB
Product: monoamine oxidase B
Exons: 15
Coding region: 27-1592 (521 amino acids)
Molecular function (GO): oxidoreductase activity
Source: RefSeq, a predicted model, not a curated record